AUGGCUCACAGAGUUGCAGAAAUUUUAGAAAGCACCCGAGCGAGUCAAUGGAAUCAUUGCCCAGGACCCCUAAACCCAGCAGACGACGGAACCCGUGGAAUACCCCUAUCAGAAUUCAGUAACAAGUCAAGAUGGUUCACCGGACCAAAAUUCAUAUGUGAACCAGAAUGCAACUGGCCUAAGCUACAGUUAAUCGCCGCCAAUACGGAUACCUUGCAACUCAACGAUCAAACUGGACAAAUGGAUGAAAUAGCAACAACCCCAAUGCUAGCUUUUCAAGCUUCCACCGAAAAGACAGAACAAAGCUUCAUCGAUUACAGCAGAUUCUCCAAAUGGACAAGAAUUCUCAGAACAACUGCAUACGUGAUGCGUGCCGCCAGGAUUUUUAAAGAUAAAGGACUACAGUCCCGCAACGAAAGCCCGACCACCGAACUGACAAGCAACAACAUGAUUGCCGCAAAGAAUUUUAUCUUCAAGCAGACGCAACGCGACUGCUUCAAACCAGAGAUCAACGCAUUGACACAAAAUAAACGAAUCAACACAACUAGCAGACUUCGACACCUAUCACCAUUCCUAGACGAAGACGGACUCUUGCGAGCACGUGGACGCCUCGAGAAAUCUCAAUUGGACUAUUGCAUAAAACACCCGAUUAUCCUUUAUGGAAACCACCCAGCAGUUCACCUCUUUAUAGGACAAACCCACAAAGACAACCAGCAUGUGCCACGCCAGCACUUGAAAAAUAUUCUUCAAAACGAGUAUUGGAUACUCUGUGUUCGCGCACACAUUGACAAGAUCAUAAAAAACUGUUACGACUGCCGACGACAACAGGCAACUGGACUACAGCCGGAACUUGCGCCCCUACCCGUCUUCAGAUUUCCAGAAAAAAAACCCUUUCCGUUUCAACAAACAAGAUUAGAUCUCUUUGGACCGUUUGCUUCGAAAACCGCAGGAAACUACAACAAACGCUACGGCGUUAUAAUGACUUGCCUAACAACACGAGCCGUACAUCUUGCGAUGUGCCAGGACCAGUCAGCCGACGCCUUCAUCAAUACCUUACGACGAUUCUUCGCUCGCAGAGGACAACUAGCCAAAAUUGUUUCUGAUAAUGGUACAAAUUUCACCGCAGCCGAAAAAGAACUCAACAGAAACUUCGACGCCGAUGUUACACGACAAUUCUACGUCAACCAUCAGAUUGAAUGGACCUUCAACCCUGCCUAUGCUCCUCAUUUCGGAGGUGUAUGGGAGCGACUCAUAAGAUCAGUCAAAGACUCGUUCUAUGCCAUCAUAGGAAGCCAGAUUCUAAAAGACGACAUAUUCAACAGCGUUCAUUGCGAAGUUGAACACUUCAUGAACGCAAGACCCAUCACUACAGUUUCAUCAUUGCCCGAUGAUGUUGAAGCCCUCACCCCAAAUCAUUUUCUUCUCGGGAGAGCGCAUGCCACUAUGCCACCUCUACAAACCCAACAACCCUCAACACUCAGUCGACAAUGGAAAUUCGCCCAACAACUCGCAACCUAUAUUUGGAAACGCUUGAUGAAGGAGUUUAUCCCAACACUACUGCCAAGACAACGAUGGACAAAGAAGACGCCGCCUAUCAAAAUAGGAGAAAAGGUCUGGAUUCUUCAGGAUAUGACGCCACGAGGACUCUGGCCAAUUGGAAGGAUCACAGGAAACGAACCAACCGAUGAUGAUCAGAUCCGCGUUUACUUCGUCAAAAUAAGAGACAAAAUUGCGUCAAUACCAGCCAUUAGACUAGCACCUGUUAGUCCGGAUUAUUGCAAUCAACCAGCAAACGAAGAUUCACGACAAUGA
Symsagittifera roscoffensis is the source of this 1812-nucleotide messenger RNA. RefSeq lists its product as uncharacterized. Gene Ontology annotation, molecular function: nucleic acid binding. The coding region runs from base 1 to 1812 and encodes 603 amino acids. Gene Ontology annotation, biological process: DNA integration. NCBI's taxonomy places the organism in Eukaryota, Metazoa, Xenacoelomorpha, Acoela, Convolutidae. The transcript has a single exon. The record is from RefSeq and is a predicted model, not a curated record.